Molecule: messenger RNA, 2730 nt
Organism: Pyricularia oryzae 70-15
Lineage: Eukaryota; Fungi; Ascomycota; Sordariomycetes; Magnaporthales; Pyriculariaceae
Product: WD repeat-containing protein slp1
Exons: 1
Coding region: 234-2015 (593 amino acids)
Biological process (GO): positive regulation of anaphase-promoting complex-dependent catabolic process; positive regulation of ubiquitin protein ligase activity; anaphase-promoting complex-dependent catabolic process
Cellular component (GO): anaphase-promoting complex
Molecular function (GO): anaphase-promoting complex binding; ubiquitin ligase activator activity; protein binding
Source: RefSeq, a predicted model, not a curated record
GACAACAACCUACAAAUCCAGAAUCUGCUCUCCUCACAUUCAUCCCUACUCCCGAAAGAGAAUCAUAAAAACUUCUCUCCCAUCCAUCCACCUAUCACACACAAACCCCCAUGCAAACGAACAAAGCCAUCUGCUGCGUCUGGAUCAUACCUUCUUGAGCAUAGUCACGUCUAUUCGUUUACAUCUUCACGCAAGAGUACAGACUCAAAAUCACUACCUAAGGUUAUACCAAAAUGGCGACUGCAUUUUGCGAGACGCCGCUCAAGUCCCACACGGGACUCUUUUCCUCCCGGACCGCUGGCGGACGGAUGCCGUUGACGCCGUCCCCACGUCAGCGCGCCGUUGCCGUGGCUAUCAAUGUCAACUCAUCGCCAUGCACUCCCGAUGAAACCUAUAAGCCUGCUGGCAAGUCGAGCUACACGUCCAAGCUUGCCGCUCAUCUUGCCGCGAAGCAGCAGCGUGACUCACCCAAGUCGAACAUCGCUCGCGGUGUUUCCACUCCUCGCAAGGCUCUGGAGCUUGGCGUCUCAGACUUCACUCUGACCGGCACAGGUCACCAGGCAACCAAGACCCCCUCCAGCACCAAGACAAGGAAGACUAUUAGGCAGAAGACUUCCAAGACCUCGGUCAGCUAUGCCGCCGGCGACCGCUUUAUCCCCAACCGUACUGCAAGCUCCGCUAUUGCCAACGUCGGCUCUGGCAAGCUGGACAUGCAUGAGAGGCGACCCAAGAGCAGCAGCAGCGAGUCCUCUGGCGUUCUUUCCUCCGCUGCCGACGAGGCGCUUGCCGCCCUCGAGGCGCUCAACAUUGGUGACGAUGAUGACGAAGCUGAGCCUUACUCGCGUCCCUCACCCAAUACUGCAGCAUACCAAAACUCCAUCGCCAACGCCUGCGGAGUUAGCCUCAACACCCGCAUCCUGGAGUUCAAGCCCGCGCCCCCAGAGUCAUCCAAGCCCAUUGACCUGCGCCAGCAGUACAACCGUCCCUUGAAGCCUGCCAGCUCAUCCUCCGCACAAUCUCGCCGCCGCAUUGCCACAGCUCCUGAGCGUGUUCUUGACGCUCCUGGACUGAUUGAUGACUACUACCUGAACCUUUUGGACUGGAGCUCAGGAAACCAGGUCGCCAUUGGCCUGGAGCGCAGUGUUUACGUCUGGUCAGCUGACGAGGGCAGUGUCAGCUGUCUGCUCGAGACCAGCCCGGACACGUACGUCAGCAGUGUCAAGUGGUCGGCAGACGGCGCCUACGUCAGUGUGGGUAUGGGAACUGGCGAGGUACAGAUCUGGGACGUGGCCGAGGGCGCCAAGGUCCGCAGCAUGCACGGCCACGACACCCGUGUCUCCGUCAUGGGAUGGAACAAGCACCUCCUAUCUACUGGUGCUCGCUCCGGCCUUGUCUUCAACCACGAUGUGCGCAUCGCCGAGCACAAGGUUGCCGAGCUUGUCUCUCACACCUCGGAGGUCUGCGGCCUCGAGUGGCGCUCCGAUGGUGCCCAGCUCGCCACUGGUGGCAACGACAAUCUUGUUUCCAUCUGGGACGCCCGUUCGCUCGCCGUGCCCAAGUUCACCAAGACCAACCACAAGGCCGCCGUCAAGGCUCUGGCCUGGUGCCCCUGGAACAUGAACCUGCUGGCCACCGGCGGUGGCUCGUACGACCGCCACAUCCACUUCUGGAACUCGACCUCGGGUGCUCGCGUCAACAGCAUCGAUACCGGCUCGCAGGUCACCAGCUUGCGCUGGAGCCCCCACUACCGGGAGAUUGUCAGCUCGAGCGGCUUCCCCGACAACUCACUCAGCAUCUGGAGCUACCCGACCCUCGUGCGCACCGUCGAGAUUCCCGCCCACGAGAGCCGUGUCCUCCACAGCUGUCUCAGCCCCGACGGCCAGAUGCUGGCCACCGCGGCUGCUGACGAGAGCCUCAAGUUCUGGAAGGUUUUCGAGAAGAAGCCUGGUGCUAGCUCCGCCGGCCUGGGUGCUUCCAGCAAGGCCGACAUGGUCAAGCAGAUGACCAUCCGCUAAGAAAAAGCGACAUUCAACCAGCAUGAGAGAAUGGAAAGAGAAAAAAUCGUCGAUAGAUAGCUGCCAUCACUAUUUCACCGGCACUUUCUUCAAAGAGACGCGAAGAAUCGUCAAACCAAAUCCAGCGGUUAUUACUAAAAGGUAGGUACAUAACGGGCUUGGUUCUUCAAUAAUGAGUUCUUUGGAGCGAAGGGCAUGAACACUCGGGCCGGGGCAUCCUUUUUGGGGCUUUUUGUCUUUUUUCUUCUUUUUUCUCAAUUUGCAAGCGAGGAGUUUCGGGACAUGGGAGGGGAGAGGUUUGAAUCUUUUUGUUGGUUGGCCUCAUACCACGACUCGCUCACUGGGUGACGAAGGUAUUGGCUCUUUCGUACUUUAUUUCCCGUCACGACAUUCACGAGACAUCGAUUGAGUGGACUGGACGAAAUUCAAUUGUUCUGACUUUUUUCUUUGAUGAUGCUGGUAUUCCUUUUAAGAUAUGUAUGUUUGUAAAAGCGUCGUUUGCCUGGACUUCUUUCUUUUUGGGGGGUCGACUAGGCAGUGUUAGUGGGGCUUAUUUCAUAUUUGCGUUGUCGUACUGCUUAUAUAGACUGGCCUGGAGGAAGUAUGUUUCUGGGUUCGCUUGGUGGAAAAGUUUUCGAUAUCGUACUUCAUCUUAGUUUAGGUUGUAGAAUGGCUAAUAGGAAUGUGGUUGUAUAUAUUUGUGGAUGAACUAGAG